This is a messenger RNA of Loxodonta africana (African savanna elephant), 3907 nucleotides long. RefSeq names its product pyruvate dehydrogenase kinase 4 (gene PDK4). The record is from RefSeq and is a predicted model, not a curated record. Gene Ontology annotation, molecular function: pyruvate dehydrogenase (acetyl-transferring) kinase activity. Gene Ontology annotation, cellular component: mitochondrion. The coding region runs from base 420 to 1658 and encodes 412 amino acids. NCBI's taxonomy places the organism in Eukaryota, Metazoa, Chordata, Mammalia, Proboscidea, Elephantidae. Gene Ontology annotation, biological process: protein phosphorylation; regulation of glucose metabolic process. The transcript has 11 exons.
UGGCCUCGCCCCACCCGGGCUCCUCCUAGCCCCAGGGACGGGUGCCAGGCCACUCCUCGCGGACCAGGAGCGGGGCCCAAAGUUCUUUCUCUGAACUGAUUGGCGCGGCGCCAAGUUUAGCACUUGUUUCCAAGUUCCAGUGACUCCGCCCCGUAGGGAUGGGAGGGAGAGUGCCGGGAGAUACAUAAAACCGGGGCAGAGGCCCCGGGUGGCCAGACGCGAAUUUGAGGCUCAAGCAACUGUACCUCGAGAACGACCGACUGCCCGGCACUUCUAACCCACAGCACUCUCGAACCCCAGGCCGGGUCGGGGUGGUGAGCCCGCCAGCGCACCUGCCCUCCCCACACCUGGGUUUUGCUCAGGGCAGCCUUCGCUCCUCAGCCUAGCCCCAGCCCCUGCCAGGCCCGGUGGGCAUCACAAUGAAGGCGGCCCGAUUCGUGAUGCGCAGCGCCAGCUCGCUGAGCGGCGCUGGCCUGGUCCCCCGCGAGGUCGAGCAUUUCUCGCGCUACAGCCCGUCCCCGCUGUCCAUGAAGCAGCUGCUGGACUUUGGUUCAGAAAAUGCAUGUGAAAGAACUUCUUUUGUAUUUUUGCGGCAAGAAUUACCUGUGAGGCUAGCCAAUAUCCUGAAGGAAAUUGAUAUCCUCCCUGAUCGAUUAGUAAAUACCUCUUCAGUGCAAUUGGUUAAAAGUUGGUAUAUCCAGAGCCUGAUGGACCUGGUGGAAUUCCAUGAGAAAAGCCCAGAGGACCAGAAAGCAUUAUCAGAUUUUGUAGAUACACUCGUCAAAGUUCGAAAUAGACACCAUAAUGUAGUCCCUACAAUGGCACAAGGGAUCAUAGAGUAUAAAGAUGCCUGUACUGUUGACCCAGUCACCAACCAAAAUCUUCAAUAUUUCUUGGAUCGAUUUUACAUGAACCGAAUUUCUACGCGUAUGCUGAUGAACCAACACAUUCUUAUAUUUAGUGACUCACAGACUGGGAACCCAACCCACAUUGGAAGCAUUGAUCCAAACUGUGAUGUGGUAGCAGUGGUCCAAGAUGCCUUUGAGUGUUCAAGGAUGCUUUGUGAUCAGUACUAUUUAACAUCUCCAGAAUUAAAGCUCACACAAGUGAAUGGAAAAUUUCCUGGCCAACCAAUUCAGAUUGUGUAUGUUCCUUCUCACCUUCAUCAUAUGCUCUUUGAACUAUUCAAGAAUGCAAUGAGAGCAACAGUUGAACACCAGGAAAACUGGCCUUCCCUCACACCAAUUGAGGUGGUUGUUGUCUUGGGAAAAGAAGACCUUACAAUUAAGAUUUCAGACAGAGGAGGUGGUGUGCCCCUGAGAAUCAUUGACCGCCUUUUCAGUUAUACAUACUCCACUGCACCAACACCCGUGGUGGAUAAUUCCCGGAAUGCUCCUUUGGCUGGUUUUGGUUAUGGCUUGCCAAUUUCUCGUCUUUAUGCCAAGUAUUUUCAAGGAGAUCUGAAUCUCUACUCUUUGUCAGGAUACGGAACAGAUGCUAUCAUCUACUUAAAGGCUUUAUCUUCCGAGUCUAUAGAAAAACUCCCAGUUUUUAACAGGUCAGCCUAUAAACAUUACCAGAUGAGUACAGAGGCUGAUGACUGGUGUAUCCCUAGUAAGGAACCAAAGAACCUAGCGAAGGCAAAAGUCGCUGUGUGAAGAAGGACAUCCAGGACACUUUAAGGGAUCAAAGUGCUUCUACGCCAGUGCAGCUUUCUGAACUUUUAUGUGUCAACUCGUGUUUCCUCAAAAACAAACAACAGCAACAGAAACUCCUUGAUCGAAAGACUGAUUGAGGAGGAGUGAGGCUUGUUUCUGUGACACAGGAGAACAUAGUGCAUGACUGGAGGAAUUAACAGAAGGCCAGCUCUUCAUUUUACCUCACUUAAAAUAACUCAUGAGAUUCUACCAAAUCCUGAAGAAGAAAUAGCCCUCAGAUUCCCAUCUCUUUACCUAAGACUGAGAAAGGGAAUGAAUGCGGAGACAUGUGUUAACAGCUUCACUAUACUGAGAUUUUGAACCUAUUGAUGUCAUAAGAUACUGGUAUUUCUUGAAUAUCAUGCGUCAAUAUAUCAGUGUUUUCCUGCCAUUCAAUAUCUAAAGGCUUAGUUUACGCUAUGUGAUUAGAAAUGUAUAUAAAUGUACCUUUUCUAUAUAUUUAUGUGCCCUAGGGAGAAGAGGUUGGUGACUAAAAUAACAUCCACUUUGAAUGAGCCAGAAAGAAUACAAAUGUCUCAUUCAGAGUUGCAGUGGGGGCAUUGGGGAUAUGCAAAAACUCAGAAGAAAGCCUUUUCUGAUAAAUACAGUUCCUUUAUUAUGCUGCCUUUUGUAUUCACACUUCAAAGCGAAUACUUUUUGACAGGUGCCUAGUCUUGGAUGAAUUUUAAAUUAUGCACUGAAUUCAGGAUGUUGAUGGUUGAAGGGGGAGAAGAAUUGCCAAAAUGAUAGCACCAGUGUCUCAUCUUUUUUUGUUUUUAAAUGAAACAGUAGGUUGGAAAAAACAGUGUUAGGUAAAGAAAUCAUAUAUUCACAACCUAACUUCACAGGAAGAGCUGUGGUCUACCCUGUGGUGGUAGUAAUCCAGGGGCAUCUAUUUUCUAGGCUUAAAAAAGAGGUAUUUUUGAUAUAUAUGAUUAUGUUCUGUAUACUCCAUAUCAUCACCAUGUCUGUAAAAAAAAAAAAAAAAAGCACUUCUAGUAGUCAAAUGUCUCAAGAACAUUAGAAUUUAAGUAGUUCUUGAAGCACUUUUAACAAAUAACCUGGAAGAAAGAGUUCUCAUGCCAGGGUGCAUUCACUUGGGAAUCAUUGAGACUGAGAGCUAAUGAAUGAAAGCUGUAAUGCAUAUGGCACAUUGCGGGGAUUAAAGGUAUAUAAUAUACAGGUUAGAGUCCUGGUGGUACAAUGGUUAGGAGAUCAGCUGCUAACCAAGAGUUCAGCAGUUCGAAUCCACCAGCCACUCCUUGGAAACCCUAUGGGGCAGUUCUACUCUGUCCCGUAGGGUUGCUAUGAGUCAGAAUCACCUCAGUGGCAAUGCAUUUAAUAUAUAGGUUGACAGGCCAGUGAUGAAGAGCACUCUUCAAGAAGGAGUAAAAAACAGGAAGGAAGACAGUAAGGGAGGAAAGCAGUAGGCAGGCAUUUUGACAUUUUCCCCACAAAUUAAUUUCAAUAAAUGAUCCAUAUUCUCAUGGAUAAAUUAUUGGCAAGAGGAUGAAUUGUUGGUGUCUUUCAAAAACAGUAUGCCUUCUUUAAAUGUCUUACUCUUUUAAGAUGGCAGGCUUUUCUGAGACAAUAAGCUCAUCUGUGUCAAAUAAAUGUUUAAACUGGAAUAUAGAAAGAAGUAGGAUUUUCUGCACCGUAAAAUAAUCAGUACCGUUUAUACGUUGAAUUUAACAUUUUUGUUUAAUUUUGUGGCAGCCUGGUAGUGUGGUAAUUGUAGUAGCAGUGGAAGCCUCAGACCGUUUGCUGUGAAUUUUGGAUGUUAUCAUCAGUGACUUUCAUGAUCUUGGGACACUGGCUUGCACAUUUAUUGAUGACACAAAAUUUUGAUUUGACUUUUCAGUUUUUUACUGAAAUCUUAAGUAAAUGUUUUUGCAUGUGAAUACUUGUAUUUACUAAAGAUUUAAAGCAGUUGAUUAAUUAACCCAGACACUGAAUUAUCUGUAAAACAUGAGAGAGAAAAAGAGACGUUAGUCUCUCAGUAGCAUCAACUGUGUAAGUGGAGUUCUAUAAAAUAAAAAUAUUCCAUGUUGAUAUUAGCAAAAUCUAUGUAAAAGCAUUAGAAUUCCAGUGGGUGGAUACAGGAAUGUUCGUGUCCCCUUAAAUUAUUAAUGUAAAAUUGUGUUUUUGUCUUUAGGCUAUGUACAGGAAAAAAUGUGAUAAUUUUUAUAAUAAAUUUUUUAUUAUAAUAA